AUGCCUUCACUUAGGACGGGACCAGCAUCGUUGGGAUCUCCCCCGGUCACACCUGGUCUUCAUGAACAACCUACCUCCCGAAGAUACAACGCGGAUGCGACCAUUUUGCUGGUUGGUUUUGUUGGAGCAGGCAAGAAAACACUAGGGCUCAUAGCCUCUAUCGCUCUUCGGCGAAAGUUAAUCGAUUAUGAUGCAUUCUUCCACAGCCAGGUCAACUCUUCUCCUCAGAACUUCAUUGCCACCUAUGGGUUCGCACGGUAUCGCGAAGUAGAAACGGAGCUAUCCCAAGAACUCCUGACAAAGCAUCAAAAGGGCUGUGUGAUUGUUGGUCUUGGGAUUACGGCAAGCGCGUCUCAAAAACAAUUGUUGAAGGCCUUCGCACGGGACCAUCCGGUGAUAUAUGUGAGGAGAGACGAGGCAACCCUUCGCCAAUUUAUCCAAGCAAACCCCGAGAAGUUUGAACGUGUCCUCGGUAUUGGAAAUGCGUUUUUUGAGUCUUGUUCCAACUUCGACUUCUUCAAUAUUACACAAGACCCGAGCCAACAAAAUGAAGACCAGCUCUACGCACCUCUAAAACUCAAGGAGAUUGAACGCGUCUUUGUGACUUUCCUACAUCGCAUAUUUGGCAAUCCCCAAAAACAGCUCUUCUCCGCCGAUGCUUUCUCUACAACCUAUACAUAUGCCCUAAUGUUGUCUUUAAGCCAGUUGGACGGAGCCCACUUAGACUUGGAAGUUUUGGAUAGUGGUGCCGAUGCAAUCCAUCUUACACUGUUCCCUGAGGACUUCAACCAAGGGCUAGCGGCAAGGCUUUCGUGGCACAUGACAACUCUCAGAAAUCAGACUCGUGUUCCUAUCAUUCUCGAUGCCAGAGCAGACCAACGAACGGACUAUUCUGUCUUUGUGGAAAUAGCACUGCGCGUGGCUCCCGAAGCUCUCACAUGCCAUCUCGUGGGCGCUACUGAGUAUGCACAAAGUAUUAGGGCGGCAAAGGGGCACACGAAACUGAUCGCCGUGCACACCCAAUCUGAGCCCAUUGGGCUGACCCUGUCAUCUCCCGAUAUCCACAUUGUCCGCCGACGGGUUAAAGAGCUAGGAUUUGACGCUAUUCGGCUCACCGGUAAAUUGGGCUCCCCAGACAACGCAAUUUCCUGCGCCAUUUUUCGUCAAAACCUGAUGGAUUCUUUGGGGAUCCCGGUGAUUGCGUACAAUGAAAGCACAUCAGGUCGGGCAUCCAUGUUUUUGAAUUCUACCUUGUCUCCGGUAUCAAUACCUUCCAAUUACGAAGGCCCAUGGCUCCCUCUAAGGGAGACACAAGAAGCUCUUCAAGCCUUUUCUUUAGUCUUGAAGAAAUCAUUUGCCAUAGUCGGGCAAAAUGUCAGCCAGAGCCUGUCUCCGGCGAUGCAUCAGGCAGCUUAUACCUCGUGUGGACUGCCACAUGAAUACAAAGCUAAGAGCAUUGAUGGCUUUGAAAAUAUCCCUCAGAUGCUAGCUUCGGCCUCCCCUAAUAACCUCUUCCGUGGCAUCGCAAUAUCCCUGCCAUUCAAAACCCAGAUCUUAUCCUGUCUCGAAGACAUCAAUCCAGACGCAAGAGACAUAAACGCGGUGAACACCGUGGUGUUGGAGCAUGAAUCUCAGCCCAAUGGAGAUAGACGGUUCUUCUGGCGUGGCUACAACACGGAUUAUAUUGGGGUCAAGGAUUGCAUCCACGGCCACCUAUCUCCAGCAAACGCAAUUCGUGACGGCAGCACAGCUCUGAUCAUAGGCGCUGGUGGAAUGGCCCAUGCAGCUGCCUACGCUUGCUACCAGCUGGGAGUCAGGCGUAUGUUUAUUUAUAACAGAACACCUUCGAACGCACGGAAGCUUGCCGACUACUACAACCAAUGGGCAAUGUCCAAAGGCGAUCAUGCUCUACACUUGGAUGUCAUUGAAUCAAUCAAGGAUCCCUGGCCAUCGGAUUCUCGCCUACCAACGAUUGUUGUAUCUUGCAUCCCCGGUCAAGAUGUUGACAGCCAAUUACCUGUCGAAUUCCGAAUAUCUGAUCAAUGGCUUGGAAGUCGAACUGGUGGUGUGUUUGUUGAGGUUGCGUAUGGUCCAUUAAAAACGUCACUGAUGGAGCAGAUCCUUCCGCUAUCAAAGACCGGAUGGAUUGUCGUCGAUGGAUUGAAAGUCCUUGUCAAACAGGGUAUUGCGCAGUAUGAGUUGUUCACCAACCGACCGGCACCUGUACAUGUGAUGCGACGAGCUGUGGAGGAGGAGGCCACUAAAAGCGGGUAUUUUCACACUUGA
Messenger RNA from Penicillium arizonense, 2286 nucleotides. RefSeq names its product putative pentafunctional AROM polypeptide. The record is from RefSeq and is a predicted model, not a curated record. Gene Ontology annotation, molecular function: 3-dehydroquinate dehydratase activity; shikimate 3-dehydrogenase (NADP+) activity. Gene Ontology annotation, biological process: chorismate biosynthetic process; shikimate metabolic process. Bases 1 to 2286 code for a protein of 761 amino acids. NCBI's taxonomy places the organism in Eukaryota, Fungi, Ascomycota, Eurotiomycetes, Eurotiales, Aspergillaceae. The transcript is spliced from 2 exons.